AUGUUUACGUGGCUUGUUCUCCUUACUUGGAUAUUUCAAAACGGAAAUGCAACUGAAAUAAAUACUUAUAAAAUAAUUCGAUUCGAAGAAGCUGAAAAAAGCCCCCUCAAUGAUGAAUCACUGAUAGAGUGCGUCAUUGACCUUACUCAAAUAACAAUUAUCUAUUCACCAACCAUACUGAUUCUUGAAUCAGAUACUGAUGAUAUAUUUUUUAAUAAAAUUAUCAAGAAUUUCGCCCAUAGAGACAUCCCUAUUACAAUACAGGAUAAAGACAAUCACGGUGUGAACCAAACAAUUGACGUUUACGACGGAAACGUUAUUGUUAUUGUGAAUUUCGAAAAUAGUGACGCGCUUUUUGACUUCGAAAUAGAUCAUACAGGCAAAAGAGUUAAAUACCUUGUAAUAAUAUAUGCACUUACAGAAGAUUUGAAAUUACGAGCUUUUAUACGACGAUAUAUGGAUCGCGAUAUAACUUUUAUCAUACCGGAUCCGGAAGCUGAAAAACAUUAUGUUAUUACUUUCCCACCGACGAUGAAUGAGAAAACGUGUGAACCUGUGGAGAAAUUUGAACCAAAUAUAAUAAACAUCUGUCUCAACGGCUCCUUAGACACGGAUGUUAUUUUCCCUGAAUUUAUUAAAGCGAAUUUCAGAAAUUGUUCGCUCAGAGUGGGCAUGGGUUCAUUGUUUCCGUUUACGAAGAUUCCAAAUGAGCAUAAAUUGAAAAAUUACGACUUGAUACCCGAAAUUGAGGGCUCUGACGUGGGAAUUAUUAAAAUAAUCGCUAAUUACUUCAACGCGUCGAUAAUUUGGCAUUAUUUAGACAUCGAACACUCUCCGUACAGUAGUACUGAUUAUACAGAAUUUAUUUUUAAUGGAAGCGUGGACGUGUCCGCUGGCGGGCUGUACAGGAUGUAUGGCGAUCGGGUGUCUUACUCUGGAAUCUACACAAUGCAAGCUGUGAUUUGGAUCUAUGCCGCCCAUAGGCCUGGUCGUACUUGGGUCAAUUUAGUACACAAAUUGAACGUAAUAUACUUUUUUGGCAUCUUUUAUUUAUUAUACUCAAUUACAUCUUAUUGUUUUCGCAAAUACGACAAUGGGAAAUGCUCUUUUAGAGACAUCAUAUUGUACAGCUGGGGUGCACUUGUCGGGACAUCGUCUUUGCCAGAACCUAAGUCUUUGAAACAUAAGAUGUUAGACGUAUUCUAUUUGAUACUAUGUAUUUUUGUGUCAUCUUAUAUGAACAUUCAAUUAGUUAGUUUCUUAACAAUUGAUGGGCCAUCGGUCUCUUUUAAAACCAAUGAUGACGUUAUGAACUCCGGCCGUAUUCCUUAUAUGCAUCCGAAAAAAAAGUACUUUAUAGAGGAGAGUAAAUACUUGGCCUUUGCUAACACAUCGAAGGAUUGCGGUGAUUUCUUUGAUUGCUGCGCCAAGGUACUUGAAAGCGACAGCGUGACCGCGAUAUUAGAUUUUUAUUUUUACCUCGUGCAAGCGUCUACAGCCGUCAAGGAUGAAGCUAAGAUACUAAAACCUACGACCCGGAUAAUUACUGUAUAUCAUGAAAUAUUGAUCAAGAAAGACAGUCUUAUUGUGUCUGGGGUUCAAAAAGUUCUGGAGAGAUUGUUUGAAGCUGGUAUUUGCAAACAUCUUUAUAAGCAAGCUAUUGGCAUAACCGUGGUGGCCAAGGCUGAAAGUGCAAAUCAAGUAGCGCUCAGUAACAGCUACAGCUGUGUUUCGGGCUGCGCCAUUACUCUUUCGCAAGUUGGGGGAGUAUUUUACUUUUGGACCUUCGGGUGCGUCCUGUCUGUGAGUGUCUUCUUGUUAGAGAUGACGUGGAAAAGGCAAACUCGUUCGGUAUGAAUUUCAUUUUAAAUGAGUGACAUUAAGAAAUAAAUUAAU
Messenger RNA from Cydia amplana, 1896 nucleotides. RefSeq lists its product as uncharacterized. The record is from RefSeq and is a predicted model, not a curated record. NCBI's taxonomy places the organism in Eukaryota, Metazoa, Arthropoda, Insecta, Lepidoptera, Tortricidae. The transcript has a single exon. Bases 1 to 1857 code for a protein of 618 amino acids.